This is a messenger RNA of Aspergillus versicolor CBS 583.65, 1188 nucleotides long. RefSeq lists its product as uncharacterized. Gene Ontology annotation, cellular component: mitochondrion. Bases 1 to 1188 code for a protein of 395 amino acids. Gene Ontology annotation, biological process: L-valine biosynthetic process; L-leucine biosynthetic process. The record is from RefSeq and is a predicted model, not a curated record. Gene Ontology annotation, molecular function: branched-chain-amino-acid:2-oxoglutarate transaminase activity. The transcript has 2 exons. NCBI's taxonomy places the organism in Eukaryota, Fungi, Ascomycota, Eurotiomycetes, Eurotiales, Aspergillaceae.
AUGGCGCGACUGCUCUACCGCCGCUGGCACUUGCCUGCACUCGCCAGGCGCCACUAUUCAUCUCCAUCCCAACUUCUGCGCAUUGAGAAGACCCAGUCGCCCAAACCCCAGCCCAACCCCUCCGAGCUACAAUUCGGGCGGUCUUUCACCGGCAAGUAUCCCUCAGACUCGAAGUAUCACAUCCUGAAGCUCGAAUGGACCACAACCCAAGGCUGGAGCGAUGCCCAAAUCACCCCCUACGACACCCUCCGGCUUGACCCGGCGUCCUGCGUCCUCCACUACGCAUUUACCUGCUUCGAGGGCAUGAAAGCGUACAAAGACCCGCACGGCAACGCGCGGCUUUUGCGGCCUGAGAAAAACCUCGCGCGGCUCAACAGGUCCGCAGCUCGACUCGCUCUUCCGAUAUUCGAUGAGUCCCGCGUGUUGGAGUUUUUAGCCAAAUAUGUCGAUCUCGAGAAGAGAUUCAUCCCACACUUACCGGGCCACUCCCUCUACCUGCGCCCAACGUUGCUAGGCACCGAUGCCAGUAUCAGUGUUUCGCGACCCCGGAGCGCAAUGUUGUUUGUCAUUGCCAGUCCGAUGGGAGAUUAUUUCGCCAAUGGGAUGAAGGCUGUCACGUUGCAGGCGACGCGGUCGCCGGUGCGCGCGUGGCCUGGUGGUGUGGGAGAGUUCAAGGUCGGUGGGAACUACGCGCCGAGUAUUGUGCCCCAGGAAGAGGCGGCAGAGGCCGGGUGCGAGCAGAAUCUGUGGCUGCUGGCUGAUCGUGAGAGGGGCGAGGAGUUUGUGACCGAGGCCGGCACCAUGAAUCUCUUUGUGGUCUGGGCGAACCCUUCCACGGGGAAAAAAGAGCUUGUGACGCCGCCGUUGGAUGGGACAAUACUGCCCGGAGUGACGCGAAUGUCGAUUUUGGAGCUCGCAAGGGAGAGACUUGCAGGGCCUGGUUUGGAGGUGGUGGAGAGGAGGAUUACGAUGGGAGAGCUGGCGGCUGCGUCGAAGGAGGGCCGCCUGCUGGAGGUGUUUGGUGCGGGAACGGCGGUGGUGGUGUCGCCGGUGAGGUCGAUUCGCUGGGGAGACCAGAUUAUUUCCUGCGGUCUGCAAGAGGGGCAAGAAGCUGGUCCGUUGAGUCUGCAGAUGAAGACUUGGCUUGAGGAGGUGCAGUAUGGCCUGGUUGAGCAUUCAUGGAGGUGA